AUGACCUCCAACAACCUCUCAACAUGCUGCAUCACGGGUACGCUCCACGAAGGCGAACCCAAAGGCACAAUCCAAGACAUCGAGAACAUCUCAACCUACAUCACCCACCCUUCGACCGCAACCAAAAAAGCCAUCCUCCUCCUCACCGACGUAAUCGGCCACCGCUUCCUCAACGCCCAGCUCCUCGCCGACCAAUUCGCCGCCGCCGGGUAUCUCGUCCUCAUGCCCGACCUCUUCACCGGCGACAGCGUCCCCCUCAACCGGCCCGAGGGCUUCCAGAUCAUGGAGUGGGCCAAGGGCCACCAGCCGGCGCACACCGACCCCAUCAUCCACACGGCCCUGAACCACAUCCGGUCCACGCUGGGGUGUGAGCGGGUCGGCGGCGUCGGGUACUGCUUUGGGGGCAAGUAUGUGGCCCGGUUUUUGAAGGUGGAUGGGGGCUUGGAUGUGGGGUUUACGGCGCAUCCGACGAUGAUGACGGCCGAGGAGUUGGAGGCGGUGGAGGGGCCGUUUUGUGUUGCUGCUGCGCAACAUGAUCCGAUCUUCUCCGCGGAGAAGAGACGCGAGAGUGAGGAGAUCCUGGGUAAGAAGGAUCAGCCCUGGCAGAUUAGUGUGUACUCCGAUGUGGAGCAUGGGUUUGCGGUGCGCGGGGAUCUCGCGGUGCGGCGGGUGAGGUUCGCGAAGGAGCAGGCGUUUCAGCAGGCGGUGGCGUGGUUUGGGGAGUAUUUGUGA
Aspergillus aculeatinus CBS 121060 is the source of this 732-nucleotide messenger RNA. Its product is annotated as alpha/beta-hydrolase. Gene Ontology annotation, molecular function: hydrolase activity. The coding region runs from base 1 to 732 and encodes 243 amino acids. The transcript has 3 exons. NCBI's taxonomy places the organism in Eukaryota, Fungi, Ascomycota, Eurotiomycetes, Eurotiales, Aspergillaceae. The record is from RefSeq and is a predicted model, not a curated record.